AUGAAGGACUUCAAUGAGUUUAUUGACAAGUUGAAAUUGUCAGAUUUGCCUAUGCUAGGUAGACAGUUUACCUGGUGUUAUGCAAUAGAUGGAGAGAGAUGUAGCAGGAUAGAUAGAUUCCUCCUGGAUUCAAGGUGGUUAGAAAAGUUCUCUUUCAAGCAAUGGGGUCUACCUAGAUCCAUAUCAGAUCACUGCCCCAUUCUACUGAAGGGGGAUGAAAGGGAUUGGGGUCUCAAACCCUUUAAGUUCUUGAAUCCUUGGCUUUCAUACCCUACCUUUAUGCCUGAAGUUAAACAGCUUUGGGAGAAUGAUCAAUCAGUUGAAGAGGAGGUGCAUGAUUGGGAUUUGAAGGCUGAAUCUAGAACUCUGGCUGAUGUGGAACUCAGGAAAUGUAGAGAGGCUAGGAGUUUGAUGUGGAAAUUAAGCAAAGAUAAAGAGAGGUUGUGGCUUCAAAAGUCUAGAAUGCUAUGGGCUCGUAAUGGUGAUAAAAACACUAGGUUUUUCCACCUUAUGGCCAGCAGGAGACAGAUGAAGAAUAUGUUAGAUUCAAUUUGUGUGGAGGAGGUGACCUUUGAGGACCCUUUUUAG
Messenger RNA from Camellia sinensis, 588 nucleotides. RefSeq lists its product as uncharacterized. Lineage: Eukaryota; Viridiplantae; Streptophyta; Magnoliopsida; Ericales; Theaceae. The record is from RefSeq and is a predicted model, not a curated record.